AAAUCCACCGAGCUGUUGAUCCGCAAACUGCCCUUCCAGCGCCUGGUGAGGGAAAUUGCGCAGGAUUUCAAGACCGAUUUACGCUUCCAGAGCUCGGCCGUUAUGGCCCUGCAGGAGGCCAGCGAGGCCUACCUGGUGGGGCUGUUCGAGGACACCAACCUGUGCGCCAUCCACGCCAAGAGGGUCACCAUCAUGCCCAAGGACAUCCAAGCUGCCGUUAUGGCUCUGCAGGAGGCCAGCGAGGCCUACCUGGUGGGGCUGUUCGAGGACACCAACCUGUGCGCCAUCCACGCCAAGAGGGUCACCAUCAUGCCCAAAGACAUCCACUCGGCCGUUAUGGCCCUGCAGGAGGCCAGCGAGGCCUACCUGGUGGGGCUGUUUGAGGACACCAACCUGUGCGCCAUCCACGCCAAGAGGGUCACCAUCAUGCCCAAAGACAUCCAGUUGGCCCGCCGCAUCCGCAAAACCGGAGGCAAGGCCAGAGCAAAGGCGAAGACCCGCUCCUCCAGGGCCGGGCUCCAGUUCCCCGUGGGCCGCGUCCACAGGCUUCUCCGCAAGGGAAACUACGCCCAGCGGGUCGGGGCCGGAGCCCCCGUGUAUCUGGCCGCCGUGCUGGAGUACCUGACCGCUGAGAUCCUGGAAUUGGCGGGAAACGCUGCCAGAGACAACAAGAAGACCAGGAUCAUCCCCCGCCAUCUUCAGUUGGCCGUCCGUAAUGACGAGGAGCUGAACAAGCUUUUGGGCGGAGUGACUAUCGCCCAGGGCGGUGUGCUGCCCAACAUCCAGGCCGUGCUCCUGCCCAAGAAGACCGAGAAGGCUGCCAAGGCCAAAUGUGCUUUAUAUCCACGACACGACGGCAGACGUUCAGCAACAAUGAGUGGAAGAGGAAAGGGCGGGAAGGGACUCGGUAAAGGAGGCGCCAAGCGUCACCGUAAAGUGCUCCGCGAUAACAUCCAGGGAAUCACCAAGCCUGCCAUCCGUCGUCUGGCUCGCCGUGGCGGUGUGAAGCGAAUCUCCGGCCUCAUCUAUGAGGAGACCCGCGGGGUGCUGAAGGUCUUCCUGGAGAACGUCAUCCGGGACGCCGUCACCUACACCGAGCACGCUAAGAGGAAGACGGUGACCGCCAUGGACGUGCGAUUCAACAUGCCUGAACCCGCCAAGUCAGCGCCCAAGAAGGGCUCCAAGAAAGCCGUGACCAAAACCGCCGGCAAAGGGGGCAAGAAGAAGAGAAAGACCAGGAAGGAGAGCUACGCCAUCUACGUGUACAAGGUGCUGAAGCAGGUCCAUCCCGAUACCGGCAUUUCCUCCAAGGCCAUGAGCAUCAUGAACUCCUUCGUGAACGACAUCUUCGAGCGCAUCGCCGCGGAGGCUUCCCGCCUGGCUCACUACAACAAAAGGUCCACCAUCACCUCCAGGGAGAUCCAGACCGCCGUGCGCCUGCUGCUGCCCGGGGAACUGGCCAAGCACGCCGUGUCCGAGGGCACCAAGGCCGUCACCAAGUACACCAGCUCCAAGCAAAAUGUGAACAUGGGGUUGAAUUAA
This is a messenger RNA of Menidia menidia (Atlantic silverside), 1542 nucleotides long. The record is from the annotation of a GenBank genome assembly. NCBI's taxonomy places the organism in Eukaryota, Metazoa, Chordata, Actinopteri, Atheriniformes, Atherinopsidae.